UGCCUAGAGAGGCUGGACUCUGAGAAGGAAGAAGGUGCUGCUUGAAGCCGGUGUCCUGUCGGUUCUGUGUCUUCUCCACGCCGGCAAAGCCUGUUCUCCUUUUCCCCCGGAGGGGCCAUGAUCUCCCAGCUCUUCAUUCUGUCCUCCAAGGGGGACCCUCUCAUCUACAAGGACUUCCGUGGAGACUGUGGAGGCAGUGAUGUAGCCGAGAUCUUCUACAGGAAGGUUACGGAGCUGCCAGGGGACCAGCCUCCGGUGGUCAUGCAUCACAAAGGCUACCACUUUGUCCACAUCCGACACUUCAGUCUCUACCUUGUGGUCACCACCUCAGGGGGUGUUUCCCCGUUCAUCCUCCUGGAGCUGUUAUCAAGGCUGGCCACCCUACUAAGUGAUUACUGUGGCUCCAUCAGUGAGAAGACUCUCUCUCUUAAUGUGGCCCUUGUUUAUGAACUCUUGGAUGAAGUGCUGGACUAUGGCUACAUCCAGACUACAUCUACAGAAAUGCUGAGGAACUUCAUUCAAACUGAGGCUGUGGUCAGCAAGCCCUUCAACCUCUUUGAGCUCAGCAGUGUUGGUCUGUUUGGGGCUGAAACACAACAGAGCAAAGUGGCCCCAAGCAGCGCAGCCAGCCGUCCAGUCCUAACUGGCCGCUCUGACCAGAGUCAUAAGAACGACGUUUUCCUGGAUGUAAUAGAAAGACUCUCAGUGCUUAUUGGAUCCAAUGGCUCCCUGCUGAAGGUGGAUGUCCAAGGUGAAAUCCGACUCAAGAGCUUUCUUCCAAGCUGCUCUGAAAUGAGAAUUGGCUUGACUGAGGAAUUCUGCGUGGGCAAAUCAGAAUUGAGAGGGUAUGGGCCAGGGGUACGAGUGGACGAAGUUUCAUUUCAUGGUUCUGUUCGACUGGAUGAGUUUGAAUCCCAUCGAAUCCUUAGGCUGCAGCCAUCUCAAGGCGAGUUGACCAUAAUGCGGUAUCAACUCUCCGAUGAUCUUCCUUCCCCACUCCCCUUCCGGCUCUUUCCCUCUGUGCAGUGGGACCAUGGUUCAGGCAGGCUACAGGUUUAUCUGAAGCUCCGAUGUGACCUACCCCCAAAAAGCCAAGCUCUCCAUGUCAAGCUUCACCUCCCUCUUCCCCGAGGAGUGGCCAGUUUAUCUCAGGACUUGAGCAGCCCAGAACAGAAAGCAGAGUUGGGUGAGGGAGUACUUCAGUGGGACCUUCCUCGGGUCCAGGGUGGUUCCCAACUCUGUGGCCUCUUCCAGAUGGAUGUCCCUGGACUUCCUGACCCCCCAAGCCCAGCCCCUCCUCUGGGCUUAGGUCCUGCAAGCCUCUCAUUCGAGCUGCCCCGGUACACUUGCUCAGGACUCCAGGUUCGGUUUCUUCGGCUCACAGCCCCUGGAACUCCUGGCAACACUUCCCCACAUACGUGGGUGAGACACCUAAGCCACAGUGAUACUUAUGUCAUCCGGAUCUGAGACCCAAAGUGGGAGGGCUAUGUCAACCUGCCUGUGGAAAGGAAGAAUGAUGGAAUGUUUCUACCACCACUGUCACCAGCAAAGAGAGUUGGACACAUAGGUCCUGGCAGGGUAACGAGAAUCUGGCUCUAGUCCUCUUUCUUGACUUUAAAAGAACUCAGGUAGAUCUGUGGUUACAAAACUGAACUGUUUUAUUUUGGGGAGGGGUCUGUACAGUGGGACAUAUCUGAAGACAGCUGAUGGGGAGAGGUGACUACUCCUCACCCCAAACCAAAAUGUAAUAACAUUAAUGAGAAUUUCUGUUUGAAUGUGA
Messenger RNA from Phascolarctos cinereus (koala), 1780 nucleotides. It is a transcript of the gene AP4M1, whose product is annotated as adaptor related protein complex 4 subunit mu 1. Lineage: Eukaryota; Metazoa; Chordata; Mammalia; Diprotodontia; Phascolarctidae. The record is from RefSeq and is a predicted model, not a curated record. Gene Ontology annotation, cellular component: clathrin adaptor complex. Gene Ontology annotation, biological process: intracellular protein transport; vesicle-mediated transport.